Messenger RNA from Desarmillaria tabescens, 2222 nucleotides. RefSeq names its product major facilitator superfamily domain-containing protein. Gene Ontology annotation, cellular component: plasma membrane. Bases 299 to 2035 code for a protein of 578 amino acids. Gene Ontology annotation, biological process: transmembrane transport. The record is from RefSeq and is a predicted model, not a curated record. The transcript is spliced from 14 exons. Lineage: Eukaryota; Fungi; Basidiomycota; Agaricomycetes; Agaricales; Physalacriaceae. Gene Ontology annotation, molecular function: transmembrane transporter activity.
GUGCGCUAUCAUGAAAAUUUAUAGUUUAGCCUCAUAUCUAGACGCAUCAGUCAUUGUCGAACUAGGUCAGGUCAUACUGAGGGCCUCUAAGCGAAGCACUGCUAGUACUAUAUCGUAUCUGGUACCUCUCCAUCAGUUACCAAAGAAUGGGUAACGUAGCUAAGCGACCCGACAAUUCAAAAGAAGCACCGGCUGCCAGGAUUCGGACUCCGAGUCGGUAUGCUGCCAAGGGCAGCCCCGAGGUUAUAACAUCCUCGAUGAUUGACGUCUUAUUUUAUCGUCACUCCCCAGCCUAGCCAUGUCCUCAGCCACGAUAUCUCACCGGGACGAUUUGGCGCUGUAUGCGCGUCCUUCUCCUCCGGAGUCGGUAACAGAGACUCUACAGGUCCCCGAGAGUGUCAGCGAGAAGAGACCCGAGGAACCGAAGGGAAUCGAAGCGGUCAAGAAAGGUCGAGAGUUUUGGCUUAGUUUCGCAGCCAUGAUUGUUUCAAUUUUCUUGAGUGCUCUGGAUUUGACAUCUGUGGGAACGGCGCUACCAACGAUUGCCGAUGCUUUGAACGAUGACAAAGGCAAUUAUGUUUGGGUCGGGUCUGCUUAUGCUCUUUCUAGUACAGCCAUCAUGCCUCUGAGUGGCAGUUUGUCGGAUGCCUUUGGCAGAAAACCUGUCAUGUUGGUUUCAAUUGCGCUUUUCGCUUUGGGUAGCGCUUUAGCUGGAGCGGCUCAAGAUAUGAACAUGAUGAUCGGCGCACGAACGGUCCAGGGACUUGGGGGCGGUGGAAUCAUCAAUCUUGUAGAGAUCUUGAUUUCUGAUCUGGUUGCCCUCUCGGAACGGGGAACAUACCAAGGUAUGAUCGGUCUAACGUGGUCAUUUGCAUCGGCUAUUGCUCCACCUAUCGGUGGUGCUCUUGCCUCAAAGGGAAAGACGGCCUGGAGAUGGCUCUUCUACCUCAAUUUGCCCCUCACUGGUGGUGCCUUUAUCCUCGUCCUUUUUUUCUUGAACGUGCGCACUCCCCCGGGUACGGUCAAAGAAAAGCUAAACAAGGUUGAUUGGUUCGGAAACGUCAUUGUCAUCUGCGGCACUACUUUGGCUAUUAUUGGCUUGACAUGGGGAGGCAUUCGUUACAAGUGGACUGAUAAGCAUGUGUUGGCACCCCUUAUUAUCGGUUUCGCUCUUCUUGUUGCUUUCGCCUGGUACGAAGUUAAGGUUCCGGCCAAACCUACCGUUCCUUCAGACCUUCUCAAGAACCGUACCACCCUCAGCGCCAUUUUAAUGACUGCCAUGCAUGGCAUCACGAGUAUCUCUAUCCUUUACUACUUACCAGUAUUCUUCCAAUCAGCAUUUGCUGCCUCUCCUAUCCGUUCCGCGGUCCAAUUCCUGCCCAGCGCGUUGAUCAUAGCGCCGUUUGCUCUUUCGUCUGGUUUCAUUGUUGCCAUUACAGGAAAAUACCGACCGGUCAACUGGGUCGGGUGGGCAUUGACCAUGAUUGGUUUCGGUCUGCUCAGUUUACUCAAAGAGGACUCUUCGACAGGAAAGUGGGUCGGCUAUCAAUUAGUCGUCAGUGCUGGAAGUGGUCUAGUGUUCUCUGCGCCUGUCUUCCCGCUGCUCGCACCUCAACCUAUCAGUCGAACAGCUUCGGCCUUGGCACUUUUCGCGUUCACCCGUGCAUUUACCCAGACCUGGGGUAUCACUAUCGGAAGCACCAUCCUCCAGAACAAACUUAAGAUCAAUCUUCCUGCCGCCUACCUUGCCACGUUCCCGGCUGGUCGUGAGAUCGCAUACGCGGCGAUUCCCAACAUCCCUUCAUUAGCGGAGCCUCUGCAAACAGAGGUGAGGGUCGCCUUUGCUGAAAGUAUGAAGGUUGUAUGGCAGACCAUGGUCGGGAUCGCUGGUGCUGGGUUUUUGUUCAGCUUGCUCAUGAAGGAAGUGGAGAUGGUCGGGGUUGUUGACGAAACUUAUGCUCUCCAGGCGCCUACGGAGAAGAACAAGAUUGAAAACCGAGACGUAGAAAAGGCUACUCCACCGGCUACCUCGUAAGCUCGAGAGCCCUUGGAACGAACGGCACCACUCUUUCUCUCAUGAAUGAAUUAUACAGACACACUAAUAUCAUCAAUAACGACACGAUCAGCUCCUACACCAAUUUUAUCAUUCGCAUCGUUGUAAUGUUAAUGUACACGUAUUGUCUAUAUACCAUCGCAAUUAUAGAGUGAUCCUUACAAGUUGC